AUGGACUGCCAUGACGCCAUGGACUGCCAUGACGCCAUGGACUGCCAUGACGCCAUGGACUGCCAUGACGCCAUGGACUGCCAUGACGCCAUGGACUGCCAUGACGCCAUGGACUGCCAUGACGCCAUGGACUGCCAUGACGCCAUGGACUGCCAUGACGCCAUGGACUGCCAUGACGCCAUGGACUGCCAUGACGCCAUGGACUGCCAUGACGCCAUGGACUGCCAUGACGCCAUGGACUGCCAUGACGCCAUGGACUGCCAUGACGCCAUGGACUGCCAUGACGCCAUGGACUGCCAUGACGCCAUGGACUGCCAUGACGCCAUGGACUGCCAUGACGCCAUGGACUGCCAUGACGCCAUGGACUGCCAUGACGCCAUGGACUGCCAUGACGCCAUGGACUGCCAUGACGCCAUGGACUGCCAUAGCGCCAUGGACUGCCAUAGCGCCAUGGACUGCCAUAGCGCCAUGGACUGCCAUGGACUGCUGAUGCUCCAGUCGCUGCUGCUCCAGUCGCUGCUGCUGAUGGACCAAUGCCAUGACGCCAUGGACUGCCAUGACGCCAUGGACCAAUGCCAUGACGCCAUGGACCAACGCCAUGACGCCAUGGACCAAUGCCAUGCCGCCAUGGACCAACGCCAUGAGACAAGCUCAUAUCGCCACCAGUCCUGCACGGACAGUUUAAUGCGCAGCGAGUGA
Messenger RNA from Closterium sp. Yama58-4, 699 nucleotides. The record is from the annotation of a GenBank genome assembly. Lineage: Eukaryota; Viridiplantae; Streptophyta; Zygnematophyceae; Desmidiales; Closteriaceae.